GCUUUUGACAGCAGAACAGAGGAAAGUUGUGCAAGUUGUGCUCCGCUCUCUCAUCAACUCAGAGGAUGAGAUGUUAAAAAUUGUUUGUUUUGUUUUUAAAUAGUUUUCAAAAGUCAAUGAAGAAUUAUAAUUUAUUAAGUAUCUCUGUUUGACAUUUCAACAUUCUUUCAGCAGAAUACUUUCGUGUUCGGUUGCACUCGUCCAGGUCGAAAUUUUUGGUUUUACUUGGAGCUGGACUUGCACUUUUUGCUGCGUUUGUUUAUCUUCAUCGAUUCGUAAAAUUUAGGAUGGCGAAUCCAGUCAUAAUUCCGGCUACGGCGGCUCAUACCGCAACGAUCAUUUUUCUUCAUGGCCUGGGCGACACUGGACAUGGAUGGGCGACGACACUAGCAGCCUUAAAACCUCCAUUUGCCAAGCUGAUAUGUCCCACAGCAGGAAAGAUACAUGUGACCUUGAACGGGGGGAUGAGAAUGCCAUCUUGGUUUGAUCUCAAGUCGUUGGACCCCAGUGGCGUCGAAGAUGAAGAAGGUAUUAAUAAGGCGGCUGAUGCCAUUCGAAAAAUCAUUCAGGAAGAGAUCAAAGCUGGAAUUGUUCCGGAUCGAAUCGUAAUUGGAGGUUUCUCCAUGGGGGGAGCUCUUGCACUUUAUGUUGGAUUGAGUACACCUCCAACUCUUGGGGGUAUUGUUGGUUUAUCCUGCUGGUUACCGAUGCACAAAACUUUUCCCUACGGAGGGGCAGGUGCCUUACAACGACCUCCUCUGCUCCAAUGUCAUGGUGAAGCAGACCCACUUGUUCAUUAUUCGUUCGGAAUGCUUACUUCAACCCUUUUGAAGACACAACUUCCAAAGUAUACAUUCAAAUCAUAUCCAAAUUUGGGUCACUCUUCUUCCGAAGCAGAGUUGGAAGAUGUCAAAGCAUUCUUGAAAGACGCACUGCCACAGCUAUCCUCUUAGUUGCAAUAUAUGAAAGUCACCAUAUUAAUUCUAUCACAUUUGUAUGUACUACGUAUAAUAUUCUACAAAAUUACAAGUCCAUGAGAUUUGACUUUCCGACGUGAGAUAAGCUGUUCAAAAAUUAAAUCAAUAUAGGAAAUAAAUAUUAAAAGUCACUGUCUUGAAGAUUAA
This is a messenger RNA of Folsomia candida, 1124 nucleotides long. Its product is annotated as acyl-protein thioesterase 2. The transcript has 7 exons. NCBI's taxonomy places the organism in Eukaryota, Metazoa, Arthropoda, Collembola, Entomobryomorpha, Isotomidae. Gene Ontology annotation, cellular component: cytoplasm. Gene Ontology annotation, molecular function: carboxylic ester hydrolase activity; palmitoyl-(protein) hydrolase activity. Gene Ontology annotation, biological process: protein depalmitoylation. The record is from RefSeq and is a predicted model, not a curated record. The coding region runs from base 288 to 953 and encodes 221 amino acids.